Messenger RNA from Ylistrum balloti, 1410 nucleotides. Its product is annotated as ELL-associated factor 1-like. The coding region runs from base 50 to 778 and encodes 242 amino acids. Gene Ontology annotation, cellular component: super elongation complex. Lineage: Eukaryota; Metazoa; Mollusca; Bivalvia; Pectinida; Pectinidae. Gene Ontology annotation, biological process: regulation of transcription elongation by RNA polymerase II; positive regulation of DNA-templated transcription. The record is from RefSeq and is a predicted model, not a curated record. Gene Ontology annotation, molecular function: transcription elongation factor activity. The transcript is spliced from 7 exons.
GGUUGAAGAAAAAAAAUGAGACAUUAACUAGAAGUACGAGUUUGACGCCAUGGCUAGCGACAAAACCUUGCGAGUGGAUAACGAAGUUCACGAACUGAAAUUUGGAUCAAGUUUUGAUCCCAGAUGUAAAGAAGCAUUUCACUCGAUAAGGUAUGAUUUUAAGCCAGCCUCUGUAGAUACAUCAAGGGACUCCUUACUAGAGGUGGGAGAAGGACACCAGGUCUCUAUUACUGUACCACAUGUGGAGGGAUCUGGUACAACACACACCGUGUACAAUGGUAACAAACGUGAAUGUCCGAAAGAAUGUGUUCUCAUUAUCGACCACAGUACUGGCACAUUUACCCUGGAGAGACUUACAAAUAAUAUACAACUCAAGAAAACAAGAAUUGAAGGAAGUAGCAAAGCCUCUUUGGCAGGACGACCUUUGACCCCUGUUGAUGUCCUUAGCAGCAAACAGAAAGUGUCACCCAUGAAACCAAAAGUGACAGCGCCCACCCUGAUCAGUCCCUCAACAAAUACAGAAUCACUAUCUGUAACUCCAAUGCAGACAGAGGAGGUCAAAGAUAUGUUGAUCGGGGAAAUAAGUGAUAGCAGUGAUGACAGUGAUUCUGACAGCUCUAGUGACGAGGCCAGCAGAGGAACAGCCAAGAAAGCAGGUACAAGCAGUGUGCCACUUCCCAGUCUGAUGUCCUCCACUGGCAGUAUGAAGUCUUCUUACGGCUCACUAUUGAGAACAGAUCUCCAGUUAAGUGACUCCAGUAGCAGCGACAGUGAUUGAUAAUUUAAUUAGAAUAAAGCAUGUAAUUUCUGUUCCUCUGUGAUACAAUAAAAUACUUGUUCCAUUCCCCUUUGAUAUACUACAAUACAUGUAUUGCAGUGUAUUGUAGAGUAGCAGAAUUACAUGUCUAAUUUUAAUUAGCUUGCCGUGAUUGAUUAUCAGUAUUUCCCGAGCCUGUGUUCCAUAUAAUUGACUUUGUGUAUUUUACAUGUUCAGCCUUUCUGGGGAAACUUUGAAUUAUUCACUAUGUGAAAUGUGAUGCCUGAAUGUGUUCUCUACUUAUUAUUAGCUGUACUGUGAUUUGAUGAGAAUGUUUCAUGUGUAUGUACAUACAGUAUAUUGGGUUUAAUAUCGCCUGCAUGAAUGGUGUUUUGUGUGAAAACUAGAAUGUCAAAGUGUAAAGGAAUUGAGGACAUUAAUCAUUUCUUAAUAAAGAUUUGCCAGUUCAAUAUUAACCCUGCAGGUUUAUGGAGAGAAUUGCAAAACUUAAACUCUGGUGAAAAAAACUACUGAUUACUGAAUAUCAUAACUGUUACAAACAUUUUAUACGAUAUGAGACUACACACAGAACAUACUGUUAUAAAAAACAAUCAUUUUAGGUUUGUACCUUGUUACUACUUGAUGUUUUAACU